Messenger RNA from Nerophis lumbriciformis (worm pipefish), 612 nucleotides. The record is from RefSeq and is a predicted model, not a curated record. Lineage: Eukaryota; Metazoa; Chordata; Actinopteri; Syngnathiformes; Syngnathidae.
AAGAUGAAUCCUGAAUACGACUAUUUAUUCAAACUGCUGCUGAUUGGAGAUUCUGGCGUCGGCAAGUCUUGUCUGCUGCUUCGCUUUGCAGACGACACGUACACAGAGAGCUACAUCAGCACGAUCGGCGUCGACUUCAAGAUCAGGACCAUCGAACUGGACGGCAAGACCAUAAAACUGCAGAUUUGGGACACGGCUGGCCAGGAGCGUUUCCGCACCAUCACGUCAAGCUACUACAGAGGCGCGCACGGGAUCAUCGUGGUUUAUGAUGUCACCGAUCAGGAAUCGUUCAACAAUGUGAAGCAGUGGCUCCAGGAGAUCGACCGUUACGCCAGCGAGAACGUCAACAAGCUGUUGGUCGGUAACAAAUGUGACCUCACCACUAAGAAAGUGGUAGACUACACCACAGCAAAGGAGUUCGCUGACAGUCUAGGCAUCCCGUUCCUGGAAACCAGCGCCAAGAGCGCCACCAACGUGGAGCAGGCCUUCAUGACCAUGGCGGCCGAGAUCAAGAAGCGCAUGGGCCCUGGCGCCGCCGCCGCAAGCUCUGACAAGUCGAACGUGAAGAUCCAGAGCAAACCCGUCAACACCUCGUCCGGAGGCUGCUGUUGA